Molecule: messenger RNA, 728 nt
Organism: Notothenia coriiceps (black rockcod)
Lineage: Eukaryota; Metazoa; Chordata; Actinopteri; Perciformes; Nototheniidae
Product: vomeronasal type-2 receptor 1-like
Exons: 3
Coding region: 57-728 (223 amino acids)
Biological process (GO): G protein-coupled receptor signaling pathway
Cellular component (GO): plasma membrane
Molecular function (GO): G protein-coupled receptor activity
Source: RefSeq, a predicted model, not a curated record
UUGGCUGGACUUGGAUAGGUGCUGUCCGGUCGGAUUCUGACUAUGGCAACAAUGGCAUGGCGUCUUUCCUGCAUGCAGCACGUAAAGAGGGGAUCUGUGUGGAAUACUCCGAGUCUUUCUAUCGGACCCAUCCACGUAGCCGGAUCCAGAGAGUAGCUGAUGUUAUCCGCAGGUCAACGGCUAAGGUUGUUGUGGCAUUUAUUUCCACUGGAGAUAUGAAGAUUUUGCUGGAGGAGCUGUCACGCAAGCCUUCUCCACCUCGCCAGUGGAUAGGUAGUGAGGCCUGGGUAACCGACCGAGACAUGCUGAGGUUCAGCUUCCUUGCUGGAGCCAUAGGAUUUGGUAUUGAAAAAUCUGUCAUCCCAGGUCUGAGGGACUUCCUGCUGGAUCUCUCUCCCUCUAAAGUGGCUGACUCCCCAUUGCUUACCAUGUUCUGGGAGGAAGCAUUCAACUGCAGGCUGGUAAAAAGUGAAGCCACAGACAGGAGUGUGUGUGAUGGAACUGAAGAUAUAAAGAUGCUCCAGAGCUCAUACACUGACACAUCUGAACUUCGAAUCACUAAUAUGGUGUACAAGGCUGUCUAUGCAAUAGCCCAUGCCAUUCAUAAUGCAGUGUGUCAGAAAACUGAUUCUACUACACAGUGUGAUAUGUUCACUAAACUAGAGGCCAAAGAGGUCAGUAAAAAUAAUGAUGUUCUUUUUAAACUGCACGUCUAUGUUAUCAAAUGA